Molecule: messenger RNA, 1696 nt
Organism: Lasiosphaeria miniovina
Lineage: Eukaryota; Fungi; Ascomycota; Sordariomycetes; Sordariales; Lasiosphaeriaceae
Exons: 2
Coding region: 280-1326 (348 amino acids)
Source: RefSeq, a predicted model, not a curated record
CUCUCAUCGGUCUCAACGGCGGCGGUAAGGAAGGCGCACCCUAUGAACCUUGGUAAACCCGACAAGUUUAAUCCGUUCAAGGCCCGCGCUUAGCAGGGCGGACAGCUUCAGCUGGAGCCGAACCUAAAUUCCUGAAACAACAGACCUGCGCGCCAAGCAGACCACGAACAACAACGGCGGCGCGCGCCAGGCGACAGGACUUGGCAAUCCAGUGGAAAGGAUGCAGAACCCUCUGGGAGGAGCGCCACCCGCCGCAGAGCCGCAUCGAAUCCCGGGCAAAUGCCGGAGACUUGGCCGUUACGGGGGCGUUGGGGCUGUGCAGGGCAGUCAAUCGGGUGUGUUGCAGGCGCCAAGGACGUCGCUGGCUGCUGCGCCGUUGUUCUUUUUUCCACCGUUUUUGCGCGCUGCUGGGAACCAUCUGUGGCUGUUGGGGGCCGGCCUCUACAGUCGCAUUCAGUGCCGCGAAACUCUACCCACCCUAAGCUCGCCCGGGGUAUGGGUAAGGAUGGUGGCUCUCGGCGCCGCAUCCGCGCUGCGGCGCUGGCCACUUCUGACGGUCCUGUCAGCCCGUUGGAUCGACUUUGGCCGCGAGCCUGCAGAAGUAGCACUCUAUCGGCCGGUCUCUUUCACCCUGGAGCUUGGAACUGGGCGGCGGGCGUUGGUGACAAAGUGCGACUCCGGAUAUCCGGCCACGCCCGCCAACCCCCCAGCAGCAAGCAGCCCAGCUCACAGUUGCCUACGCUGCCUGUGCGUGCCCACGCUUCACUACGCUGUGGGUGCGGUGCUGUGGAUACUGUGUUGUGCUGUGCCUGUGCGUCUCGGCCCUCGACAUGGCAUGCCGUCAUCCAUCUGAUGAACCUUCGUUCCCGCGUAUCGAUUGGGAGUGGAGAGGGCGAAGGGAAGGAAACAUGCUUGCUUAGCUGUCCCGGACCAGUACCAGCAGAAGCAGCAGCAAAAGCAACAGCAACGGCAGCCGGCUCGCCCAACGCCACCAUAUCCACCCCCACAGUCUGGCUUGCCUCCCUCGCCGCUCGCGUCUCCCCCAUCAAUACAAAGGAAAAAGAGGCCCCCAUGAGAUUCCCGCUCAGCGAUGGCCCGUCCUCUCUCUGGACCACGCCACACAGACCCAAGUCGAUGAAUAAGCCCCUGACGUCGCAACAUCAAGACACUGUGCCGCCGGUCCACCACUCGCUCGCCUACUUGAAGCCGCGCCCCCGGGGACGGGCACCUAGUCGCCUGUUGUCCUCUCGCACCGGCAACUCGACGUGCUGCCGCACCGAGAAGACGACCACGACGACGCCGACGACAACCACACAUCCGCCAUGACUCGCCGCAUCGAGGUCGAGGUCACUGACGCCCCCCAUCCCGACCCGGCCGCUGUCGAUGUCGGCCAGCUCGAGCAGGGUGAUGUCGGAGACGCCAAAGACGCAGAAUGGAGGCCCGGGAAGCAAGAGUGGGCCGUCAUGGGCACACUGGCCGUCAUCUCCUUGAUGGUGGCGCUCGACGCCACAAUCUUGGUGUCGGUGCUGCCGACACUCGCCCUCGACCUAGGCGGCACAUCUACAGACGCCUUCUGGGCCGGCACAUCAUACCUACUGACAUGCGCCGUGUGUCAGCCCUUCAUCGCGGCCCUGUCCGACAUCUUUGGCCGCAAGGAGAUGCUCUUCGUGUCGGUGCUCUUCUUCACCCUCGGUAC